Molecule: messenger RNA, 1158 nt
Organism: Aspergillus wentii DTO 134E9
Lineage: Eukaryota; Fungi; Ascomycota; Eurotiomycetes; Eurotiales; Aspergillaceae
Product: S-methyl-5-thioribose-1-phosphate isomerase
Exons: 2
Coding region: 1-1158 (385 amino acids)
Molecular function (GO): S-methyl-5-thioribose-1-phosphate isomerase activity
Source: RefSeq, a predicted model, not a curated record
AUGGUGCUACAGGCAAUUAGGUACAGCAAUGGUGAACUCGCCAUAAUCGACCAAUUACGGCUUCCAUAUGUGGAGGAAUAUAUACCGGUGCGAACAGCCGAAGACGGUUGGCAUGCAAUCAAGGAAAUGCGAGUGCGAGGAGCGCCUGCCAUUGCUAUCGUAGCUGCUCUUGCACUUGCAUCUGAGAUCCAUGCACUUCUCGCGGAGAACAAGCUACCUGCAACCGCGGAAGAGGUUCAAGCGGUAAUUACCCAGAAGUUACAGUAUCUUGUGACUAGCAGACCGACUGCCGUCAAUCUUGGUGAUGCCGCUCGCAAACUUGAAGUUCUUGUUGGGGAGCUUGCAAGUGAAAUCAAAGCUACUAGCCAUGGCAUUGCGACUGCCUUUAUUAGAGCAGCCGAGGGCAUGCUAGUUAAGGACGUGGACGAUAACAAGAAGAUUGGCCGAAAUGGCGCGGAUUGGAUUGUUACAAAUGCUCUUGACGCAGUGAAGUCAAGAGCCACCAUUCUUACACAUUGUAACACUGGGUCUCUUGCGACUUCGGGAUAUGGAACAGCAUUGGGUGUGAUUCGUGCUUUAGCGUCCAAUGGCACUUUACAUCACGCGUAUUGCACCGAAACGAGGCCCUACAACCAAGGAUCUCGUUUGACCGCCUUUGAGCUGGUCCACGACAAUCUCCCUGCCACAUUGAUAACAGACUCAAUGGCAGGUGCAUUACUUGCGAAGCCGGAGAUUGGUGUGAAUGCUAUUGUGGUGGGAGCUGACAGAGUGGCGGCCAAUGGGGACACUGCGAACAAAAUAGGCACAUACGGUCUGGCUGUGCUUGCAAAGCACCACGGAGUGAAGUUCCUCGUGGCAGCGCCACUCACCACAAUUGAUCUAGCUACGAAGUCAGGCAAUGAUAUUAUCAUUGAAGAGCGCCCUGCUUCAGAGGUUACGAAAUUAAGAGGCCCCUGCGAAGAAGAUAGUGUUACCAGUGGCCUGGUGUUGAACACAAUACGCAUCGCAGCAGAGGGAAUAAAUGUUUGGAAUCCAGCAUUCGAUGUCACUCCUUCGACGCUCAUUGACGGUAUAAUUACAGAAGUAGGUGUGGUGGAGAAGGGUCCAGACGAUGUGUUCAACUUGAAUGUCUUGUUUCAGGGCUGUUCAAAGGCUUGA